AACAGCUAGCUAGCUAUCUUACCUUUUUUGAAGGGGAAAAAAACCAACCGACGAAGAAAGGGAGCGAGAGCAAAAGACUAAAAACGUAAAAAAUAGUAAAGGGAGAACGGCUUACUUGUUGAGGGCGUAGGGUUUUGGUCGAAGGAGGAGAAUCGGGAGAGGAUGAUAGACUUUGCUCGUGUUCAGAAGGAGCUACAAGAUUCUGGCAGAGAGAAAGACUCUUCGGGCAUUAGGGUCUUCCCGAAAUCAGACAAUCUUGCUCGCUUGACUGGCAUCAUCCCUGGCCCCCUUGGCACUCCCUAUGAAGGGGGCUCAUUUGAAAUCGAUAUCACAUUGCCUGAUGGUUAUCCCUUUGAGCCUCCCAAAAUGAAAUUUGUGACCAAAGUUUGGCACCCAAACAUUAGCAGUCAAAGUGGGGCGAUAUGCCUGGAUAUACUGAAGGACCAGUGGAGCCCUGCUCUCACUCUUAAGACAGCCCUUCUUUCUAUUCAAGCUUUGCUCUCAGCUCCUGAACCUGGUGAUCCUCAAGAUGCUGUCGUUGCACAACAGUAUCUUAGAGAGUAUCAGACAUUUGUUGGUACAGCUCGUUACUGGACAGAAAGUUUCGCCAAGGCCUCUUCUUUAGGGGUUGAGGAAAAGGUGCAACGACUCGUGGAAAUGGGUUUUCCUGAUGGUUUGGUGAGAAGUACUCUAGAAAAAGUUGGCGGAGAUGAAAACCUGGCCCUUGAAAAGCUUUUGUCCAGCUGAUCUGUGCUGGAGCUGCCAAUUGUUCCACAUCCUUUUAGAUAUUCUUCACCUACCUGGUGAAUUUGAACACCACAAUGACACACAGAAUUAUAUCUGAAUAUAAGCUCUUUUUAUUUACUCAGAUCUGAUUCCAUAGAUUUCUCUUUUUUGUCGACUAUGCUUAUUAACUUUUGUUUAACAAACGUUGUUACUUGCACUUUGUUAAAAGGCAGCUUCGAGUUGCCAGUACUGGUUUUCUUGAAGAUUAUGUGUAUGCUAAGUCCUAACCUUGUAAUGAAUAAAAAUCCGAAUUGUAUGGAGAAGAAUGAUGCUUGAUUUAAUUUC
Molecule: messenger RNA, 1071 nt
Organism: Hibiscus syriacus
Lineage: Eukaryota; Viridiplantae; Streptophyta; Magnoliopsida; Malvales; Malvaceae
Product: ubiquitin-conjugating enzyme E2 27-like
Exons: 5
Coding region: 163-747 (194 amino acids)
Molecular function (GO): protein binding
Source: RefSeq, a predicted model, not a curated record